Syngnathus acus (greater pipefish) is the source of this 1582-nucleotide messenger RNA. It is a transcript of the gene timm17b, whose product is annotated as translocase of inner mitochondrial membrane 17 homolog B (yeast). Gene Ontology annotation, biological process: protein import into mitochondrial matrix. The record is from RefSeq and is a predicted model, not a curated record. Lineage: Eukaryota; Metazoa; Chordata; Actinopteri; Syngnathiformes; Syngnathidae. Gene Ontology annotation, molecular function: transmembrane protein transporter activity. The transcript is spliced from 6 exons. Gene Ontology annotation, cellular component: TIM23 mitochondrial import inner membrane translocase complex; mitochondrial inner membrane. Bases 82 to 582 code for a protein of 166 amino acids.
AGGAGCCAAAGAAGAAACCUUAAAGAAACCCACUUGGAGGAUAAUCACAAUGACGUCACACCGCUAUCUAUCACAACAAACAUGGAGGAGUAUGCCCGUGAACCUUGCCCGUGGAGGAUAGUGGAUGACUGUGGAGGUGCUUUCACCAUGGGUGCCAUUGGUGGGGGUGUGUUUCAAGCAAUCAAGGGCUUUCGAAAUGCCCCGGCGGGAGUCGCACACAGACUGAAAGGCAGUGGAAAUGCAGUGAAGUUAAGAGCUCCCCAAAUUGGCGGUAGCUUUGCAGUGUGGGGAGGCGUCUUCUCCACCAUUGACUGUGGUUUAGUUCGCCUGAGAGGAAAAGAGGAUCCGUGGAACUCUAUAACAAGCGGUGCUCUGACGGGGGCCAUUCUGGCUGCACGCAGUGGACCAUUAACCAUGAUGGGCUCUGCCAUGAUGGGGGGAGUUCUGCUUGCUCUAAUUGAAGGUGUCGGAAUUCUCCUAACAAGAUACACAGCGCAGCAGUUUCAGAAUCCGCUUCCCUUCGCAGAGGAUCCCAGUCAGUUGUCUCCAGAGCGUGACGCGGCAGCAAAGGCUCACUUUUAGUAGAGCCACAGGGGAGGGUGCCAAUUCACUUGUCACUCAGUCCAUUCACCCUGGAACUUAUCAGCAAGUACAAAGAUGGUGAAGGGAUGCAGAGAGUGACUCCCGCUGAUGUGAAAGUCAACUUACCUCAGGUAGAAAUGACUCUGAAUUAUCACUAGGGAAGUUGUAAAUAGUUUUUUUGUGAAUCGAGACAAUAGCUAUUGACACAAAUACACUGGUGCGUUAAGAUAUGGGUUUAAAUCGUUCCAUGACUUCACGUGUAGCUCAUAUCAGCUUUCCCCAUUGAAACUCCAAAUGGAAAUGCAAUUUGCAGUCAAGAAUUAUGUGAAAUUCGAUGGUGCCGUCUAUCGGUAGAGCUCAGAAAUGCAGCUUGUCUUAAAAUUUGCCCUGCAUCUCCAAAGAAAUCGACCAAGUGUUGGAAAAGUUAGGGCGCUCGUUUAUCAACGUCAAUUAAAAAAAAAAACUUCAGAUGUAGCAUUCAUUCAUUCGUUCGUUCGUUCAUUCGUUUAUUUAUAUAUUUAUUUAUUUAUUUAUUUACUUGUUUGUUUGUUUGUUUGUGAAAUGCAGAUUGCACAUGGCAGAAACUGCCACUGGAGCCAAGGCAAUAUUUUACACUAGAAAAAGCACUUGGCACACCACGUACAAACGAACACACACACAAAAAAAGAUUAUACUUGUAUAGAAUAAUGAGCAAAUAUAUAUCAUUUAUCAUAUAAGUAAUUGACCUUUUUUUGUGAAAAUAAGGGGGAAAAGUAACAUUUGAUAAUUGAGAUCAAGGUGCAGUAUCCAGAGAAAACCCAUUGCAAGUGUGGGUCCCUCCCGGUGUUCUUGUAUGGCUUUUUUCUGGGUAGUCGGCAAACAUGCAAACUCAACACAGGGUCGUUGUUAUUUAAACAAUAGGAUUGCAACGUGAUCUUGUUUUCCUGUAUAGAAUGUUUAUUUUCUUACAAUAUUUAUUCAAGUGGCUCAAAUGAAUAAAGAUGUCAAAUGUUGGUAAAUC